AUGACCGAAAACCUCUCGGCUUCUAAUGCUUCGAUCUCCACCGUCCACCGUUGGAUCGCCUUGAUUCCGGAGUAUAUUGUUCUCCUCACCACUGUACCUCCUCACCGUUUGGAUUGGGCAACAGAGCUCCGAUCACCGGUGAGAGAUCCUGCCGAGAGGUAUAUUCCUCCUCCCUUUUUUUUAGCUGAGAUCAAUUGGUGGCAGCAUGGAGAUGGCAGAGAGGUGAUGGCAGCAGAUGGGGAUGAGCUGGGAUCGAGAAACAUGGGGAGGAAAUUGGAUGCUUUGCUGGGGAGAAACUUCAAGACUUCCAAGUUCAUAACUCUGACCAAACUUGCUGUUUCCAGGAUUGGUAUCCUGAAGAACCAGCAUCAAGUCCGGUAUUCACAUGCCCGGUCUGAUGUCGUCCAACUCCUCAACCUCGGUCACCACGAACAAGCCCUUCUUCGGGUGGACUAUUUGAUUAAAGAACAGAAUAUGGUGGAUGCAUUUACUAUCAUGGAAGGCUACUGUAAUCUUUUGAUUGAGAGAGUCAUGCUGAUUCAAAAGAACAAGGAAUGUCCUGAUGAGCUCAAAGAGGCAACAUCAAGCUUGAUGUUUGCUUCAUCAAGAUGUGGAGAAUUCCCUGAGCUGCUUCACAUUCGUGGCGUUUUAUCGUCGACUUUCGGGAAAGAAUUUGUCGCUCGUGCCGUCGAAUUACGCAACAGUUGCAGUGUGCAUCCCAAGAUAAUACAGAAGUUUUCAACACGACGCCCGAGCUUGGAAACCAAAUUGAAGUUGCUUAAGGAGAUUGCAUCGGAGAAGGGUAUCACCUUGCGUUUGGAGGCAACGGCUGUAGAGGAUGUCAAUGAGAAGCAGGAUGAAUCCAUUGCUGAUAAAUCCGCAAAGUUGCAAGAGUCAGACAAUGAAAUAGUCCUAGAUCAAAGGCUAACAGAGUCGAUAAAAGCAAGGAAGAAGUACAGAGAUGUGGCCGAUGCUGCUCAAGAGGCAUUUGAAUCAGCAGCUUAUGCAGCAGCAGCAGCAAGAGCUGCUGUUGAGCUCUCAAGAAUUGGACCCCAAGACUUCGAUCUAGAUGAUCAAACUGCUUCCAUUCAUAAAAAUGAACCAAAAGAUGAUUCUGAUGCAAUGCCAGAUGCCAUAGCAUUCGACAAGCUCGAUUCGGAAUCAAAAGAACAAACAAUGACCCAAACUAGCAAUGACAUCGAGCUGAACGAAACUGAAGAGAAAAAACAAGAUUUAUGGAUAGAAAGGACACUUUCUACUUCAAGUUCAGACAUUUCAGCUGAGGAAAAACUGUCUUUGGACAUGUUUAAUGCUGACAUGGAGAAGGCAAAAGAGGAGACACAGUGGGAAGAGCCACAAGACUUGAGCUCUGAUAUUACCCAAAAUGAAGAAAUCAGUGAGGAUGACAGCAAGUUGGGAUAUCAAUCUUCAAAGCUGACGAACACUGAAAGCUUAGAUUUUGAAGAGAAAUUGCAUUCACAUAUGAACAAAAAGUGGGUGUCAAUGAGGACUAGAAGAGGCCAAUAGGAUCUAAUUUUUAUUUAUUUUUAAUUGU
Messenger RNA from Hibiscus syriacus, 1555 nucleotides. RefSeq lists its product as uncharacterized. Gene Ontology annotation, biological process: protein transport. The transcript is spliced from 5 exons. Bases 1 to 1527 code for a protein of 508 amino acids. The record is from RefSeq and is a predicted model, not a curated record. NCBI's taxonomy places the organism in Eukaryota, Viridiplantae, Streptophyta, Magnoliopsida, Malvales, Malvaceae.